This is a messenger RNA of Recurvomyces mirabilis, 5709 nucleotides long. RefSeq lists its product as uncharacterized. Gene Ontology annotation, cellular component: cytosol. The transcript has a single exon. Lineage: Eukaryota; Fungi; Ascomycota; Dothideomycetes; Mycosphaerellales; Teratosphaeriaceae. The coding region runs from base 1 to 5709 and encodes 1902 amino acids. The record is from RefSeq and is a predicted model, not a curated record.
AUGGCAGAGUCUCAACAGCAGCCAGAGCUGCAAGCCAAACUCCAGCAGCUCGACCAUGAGUUGGAGGAAGGCGACAUCACGCGCAAAGGGUACGAGAAGAGACGGACGAUGAUCAUGAGCCAAUUCAUGAGUCCGCAGCAAAUCGGCCAACUGACCGAAGGGUUGAGAGUACACAACGCGGAGACCUCGUCGUACGGGCGCGGACGAGGUGGGAAUAAUGGUAGCGAGAUGGAAGAUGGAGGCUACGGCGAUUUCACGGCUGGUCCGUACGCACAGCAGGGCUACGAUCCAAGCAUGAGUCCGGGAAGUGAUGGUCAGCGGGAUCCGUAUACACUCGGUCAUGGUGGAGGAGGGGCGCCAGCUUUUAGUCUGCAGCCUGCGACCCCUGGGUUUGGAGAUAUGGGACCGCCGAGUCAGGUGCAGCGGUUCCAGGAGCAGCAGUUGGGCAUGCAUAGGGAAAGGCAAACUUCGUAUGGAUCGUAUGGUGGAGUAGCAGGAAGCGGAAGACCACAGAGCGCUGGAAGCCAGUAUAGCUCGAACAAUGGAACGAUGGUGAACUCGGACUAUGCUUUCAACCCGGACAACAAACCUCAAGAUCAACAACAACAUCAACAAGGUUGGACAUCACCGGAUGGCGGGGAUAGUAGGAGGAGCACCAUGCUAGGCGAUUCCCAAGGCUACUUCAGUGACUUCACAGCCACGCAAAUGAUGGACGAUCGAGCCCAGGACUCCUACGGUGGACCACAACGAUAUUCAGCAGGCGAGGCCUUUUCACCCACCGCUGCUAUCCCGCCACCGCUUAGUCAACUACCUACGGCACCAAUCCACCAGCUCCCGCUCGAGCCCCGAGAUGUGCCGUUCGCUGUGUACGAUCCGCAUAACAACAACAUCCCAAUGUCACAAUUCGACAACAUAGGUGCGGUACUGCGGCAUCGAGGCAAGAUGCAGGCGCGGCAGCCAGCGUACUGGAUAGUUGACUCAAAGGGAAAGGAGGUCAGCUCCAUAACCUGGGAGAAGUUGACUUCGCGGGCGGAGAAAGUGGCGCAGUUGAUACGGGAUAAAUCGAACUUGUAUCGAGGAGAUCGGGUGGCGCUGGUAUAUCGGGAUAUCGAGACGAUUGAUUUCGCGAUUGCAUUGUUAGGCUGCUUUAUUGCUGGUGUGGUGGCGGUCCCGAUCAAUAAUGUGGACGAUUAUCAGAAGUUAUCCUUGCUACUUACGACGACGCAGGCGCAUUUGGCGUUGACGACGGACAACAACCUCAAGAUCUUCCAACGGGACAUCUCGGCGCAGAAAUUGAAGUGGCCGCCUGGCGUGGAAUGGUGGAAGACGAAUGAGUUUGGAUCCUACCAUCCGAAGAAGAAGGAGGAGAAUCAGCCGCUGCAGGUUCCCGAUCUGGCUUAUAUUGAGUUCUCCCGCGCCCCGACAGGAGACCUUCGGGGAGUAGUGCUAUCGCAUCGCACGAUUAUGCAUCAAAUGGCUUGUCUGAGCGCGAUGGUCUCUACCAUCCCCAAAGGCAAUGAGGACAAAGAUACCUUUUCGGCGAAUUUGAGGACGGCGGAAGGGGCGUAUAUGGUACCCCGGUCCAGCAAGAGCGAGAUCAUCCUCUCGUACCUUGAUCCCCGCGAAGGAUGUGGGUUGAUCUUGGGCGUGUUGUUGGGUGUGUAUGGCGGGCACACGACGGUAUGGCUCGAGAGCAAAACGGUGGACACGCCAGGCAUGUACGCCAACUUGAUCACGAAAUAUCGUGCGACGCUGCUGGUAGCGGAUUAUCCCGGCCUCAAGCGAGCGGCGUAUAAUUACCAGCAGGAUCCCAUGGCCACUCGGAAUUUUACCAAGAAGAUGGAACCGAAUUUCUCUUGUUUGAAGUUGUGUUUGAUCGAUUCUUUGACCGUGGACACGGAGUUCCAUGAAAUUCUGGCGGAUCGCUGGCUGAGGCCUAUGAGGAAUACGAGGGCGAGAGAGCUGGUGGCGCCUAUGCUGUGUUUACCUGAGCAUGGAGGGAUGAUCAUCAGUGUGCGGGAUUGGUUGGGUGGGGAGGAGAGAAUGGGUUGUCCACUCAGUAUCAUGCAGGAUGAGGAGAGUGAAGAUGAGCCUGAGAGUCCGGCGACAGGGAAUGGAGGGAACAAUUACUCGAGUUUGCUGGGUGGUGGGGCGAAUGAGAAGAAGAGGGGUCUGUUAGGAGGGAAGAGGAGGCGGACGGAGUUAAGUGAGGUUCUGCUGGAUAAGGAGAGUCUGAAGACGAAUGAGGUCGUUGUUCUGGCUAUGGGCGAGGAGGCACGGAAACGAGCGAACGAGCCUGGUACUGUGAGGGCGGGGGCGUUCGGGUACCCGUUACCAGAUGCCACCCUGGCGCUCGUCGAUCCGGAGACGAAUCUGCUGUGUCCGCCUUUUACGGUAGGUGAAAUCUGGGUCGAUUCGCCUUCUCUAUCGGGAGGAUUUUGGGCGCUCCCGAAACAUACCGAGACGAUCUUCCAUGCCCGACCGUAUCACUUUGUCGAGGGCAGUCCGACACCCGUGCUAGUCGAGCCCGAGUUUUUGCGCACGGGACUACUAGGGUGCGUGAUUGAGGGAAAGGUGUUCGUGCUGGGACUCUAUGAGGAUAGGAUACGCCAGCGGGUUGAGUGGGUCGAGCAUGGUGCGCAUGAGAUCGAGCAUCGGUAUUUCUUCGUCCAGCAUCUCGUGUUCACAGUCAUGAAGACGGUGCCGAAGAUCUACGAUUGUUCGGCUUUCGACGCGCAUGUGAACGGCGAGUACCUACCCAUAAUUUUGAUUGAGACACAAGCCGCCAGUACCGCGCCCACCACUACAGGAGGACCGCCUAGGCAGCUGGAUAUUCCAUUCUUGGACAGUCUGAGUGAGCGGGUCAUGGAGGUCUUGUACCAGGAACAUCACCUCCGGGUCUACUGCGUCAUGAUGACUGCACCCAGCACACUACCGCGUGUGGUGAAGAAUGGGAGACGGGACAUCGGGAACAUGCUGUGUAGGAAGGAGUUCGACAACGGGAACCUCCCCUGCGUGCACGUCAAAUUUGGCGUUGAGCGGGCGGUGCAGAAUUUGCCUUUGGGUGAUGAUCCAGCGGGUGGGGUGUGGAGUCCGUUGUCCAGUCAGGUGCGGCAGGAUAUGUUGGCCUUGCAUGCGGAUAAGCAGUACUCAGGUGUUGAUCAUAGGGAGGUGGUGAUCGAUGAUCGGACGAGCACGCCAUUAAAUCAAUUCAGCAAUAUCCAUGAUCUUCUGCAGUGGCGGGUCUCGCGGCAAGCGGAGGAGUUGAGUUAUUGUACUAUUGAUGGGCGAGGAAGAGAAGGCAAGGGGGUGAACUGGAAGAAGUUUGAUUUGAAGGUUGCGGGCGUGGCGCAGUAUCUCAAGAAUAAGGUAAAGAUUCAGGCCGGCGAUCAUUUGUUACUGAUGUAUACGCAUAGCGAGGACUUCGUCUACGCGGUACAUGCUUGUAUCUGUCUGGGGGCGAUCGCGGUGCCUAUGGCGCCGAUCGACAGUAAUCGCCUGAGCGAAGAUGCACCGGCACUGCUGCAUAUGAUGGCCGACUUCCGGAUCAAAGCCGUGCUCGUCAACGCGGAUGUGGAUGCCCUGCUGAAGCAGAAAGCGGUGAGUCAGCAUUUGAAGCAGAGUGCCCUUAUUUUGAAGGUGCAUAUUCCGCCUACUUAUAAUACGACCAAGCCGCCGAAACAGAGCCAUGGCUGUCGAGAGCUUGGAUUGACGAUCCGGCCUGCGUGGAUAGCGGCAGGGUAUCCGGUCAUCGUCUUCACGUACUGGACUCCUGAUCAGCGACGGAUAGCAGUGCAGCUGGGUCAUAGCAAUAUCAUGGCUCUUUGCAAAGUGCAAAAGGAGACGUGCCAGAUGACUUCUACCCGGCCUGUGUUGGGAUGUGUGCGCAGCACCAUGGGCUUGGGCUUCCUACACACCUGCAUCAUGGGCAUCUUCCUCGCUUCGCCGACAUACCUGGUCUCGCCGGUAGAUUUCGCCGGGAACCCGAAUAUUCUUUUCCAGACGAUAAGUCGGUAUAAGAUCAAGGAUACCUAUGCCACCGCACAGAUGCUCGAUCAUGCAAUCGGACAUAAUGCGGGUAAGACAACGCCACUGCUUGAGUUGAAGAAUUUGAUGAUUUCGACUGAGCAGAGGCCGAGGAUGGAUGUCUAUAAUCGCGUGCGCAUGGCUUUCGCGCAGAGCGGAUUGGACCGAACGGCGAUCAAUACAAUCUACUCUCACGUCCUCAACCCCAUGGUGGCGAGUAGGAGUUACAUGUGUAUUGAGCCUAUCGAACUCUACCUGGACCCGCAUUCGCUGCGGAGAGGCCUGGUUGUGCCGGUGGACCCAGACCAGGAGCCGUUCGCGCUCAUGAUGCAAGAUUCUGGUAUGGUGCCCGUGAGCACCCAAAUCAGCAUCGUGAACCCCGAGACCAACCACCUGUGUCUUGUGGGCGAGUACGGUGAGAUCUGGGUGCAGUCCGAGGCAAACGCGCAUUCUUUCUAUGGUACAACAGAUGCCUUCGACACGGAAAGAUUCAAUGGGAGGACUGUAGACGGUGACCCCUCGGCGCGGUAUAUGAGGACAGGGGAUCUCGGAUUUUUGCACAAUGUUUCGCGGCCUAUUGGGCCGGGAGGCAAUAUGGUGGAUAUGCAGGUCCUCUUCGUUCUGGGAAGCAUCGGCGAAACGUUCGAGGUCUGUGGCUUGCAACACUUUCCCAUGGACGUUGAGACUUCAGCCGAGCGCGCACAUCGCGCGAUAGCGAAGGGUGGGUGUGCAAUCUUCCAGGCUGGGAGUCUGUUAGUAUUGAUUGCUGAGGUGCGGACGAGGGCGUUUCUGGCGAGCUUGGUACCGGUCAUUGUCAAUGCGGUAUUGAAUGAGCAUCAGCUCGUGCUGGAUAUCGUCGCCUUUGUCGCUCUCGGCGACUUCCCGCGCUCGCGACUAGGUGAGAAGCAACGAGGCAAGAUCCUUGCAAGCUGGGUCAGUCGCAAAAUGCGCACGAUCGCUCAAUUCAGCAUACGUGAUCCCGAUGCCGAAGGCAGCGUGGGCACCGUCGUGCCCGAAGACGGCUACGGCAGACGAGGUAGCACACAUUCUGGUGCCGCAGGUGGGAGCCUCAGACGAGCGACGCUGACAGGUGGAAGCUCUCUUCGUAAUGUGGAGAGUGUGACACACAUGCCUCUGUCAGAAGAGCCGCCUAUCAUGGAGGGUGAGCCUCUCACACUACAGACUACCAAUCACGGACAUGCACGGCACGAUUCCCAGACGACAUAUGGAGAUGGGAUGGAUGAUAGAGGGACCACACGCAGUGAUGUUACGCCUACGAACGAGACGCAUAGACCCACGCAGAUGCAGCUGAACACGACGUUAGACUACUCACCUGUCGAACCCACGAGUUUCGAUUCGCCGGACUCGUUACAUCGACAUCAGCAGGCGCCGACGAGCGGCAGUAUGAUGGGUGGGAGGGACGAGUAUCAGAUGCAAGCGACGUAUGCCCCAGGCGACGACUUCGACUUUGGUACACAUCAUGAGCGGGAGCCGGAGCCAGCGCAGGGAUCGACUCCGUCGACGUAUCUUGAUUAUCGCCCUGUGUCACCGACUCUUGGACUACACGCUGUGGGUGAUGGCGGCGCUGGCGGCCGUGGUGGUGGAUUGAGAGUGGCGAAUCAUUCGAGGCAGGAGAGCGAUGAUUGGAAGAAGGAUGCUCUGCGAAGUCUGAGUUUUCGGUGA